AUCAAAAUAAUAGGAAGGAGAGGUAGAAAAAUAUAUAUCAUGCAGACCACAUCUGCUGCCAUAUCAGUUCGGCGUGAUGGACGGUCCAGCUUGCAAGAUUUCGGCCUCUCCUCGCGUCCCUCCGUAUGCUGAGCGGCGCAGAGGGAAACCCGCGCCAAAGCUGUGUUCCCCUUGCUCGCGUCUCUGCCAUUGAUAGCAUUCCCCCCGAACGAGACCACCUAUUCUUGACGCAGAGGAUAGGAUUUAGCAGAUGUUCUGGGUGGUGGAUAAGUAAUAAGAAGGCGAGGGACUCGGUUCUUCGCAGCAGAAGAGAAGGAAGAGCAGAGGAUUCCAAGCAGCGAUCCCGACUGGUCACUCUGCCUUCUAAUCUUCCUGCAGCAGAGAUCAAAUGGAGGAGCUCGGUGGCGGCGGCAAUGGCUCACCUCCGAGGGUGUCCGCAGGGAAACCCCCGAGGCAUGGAGGAACGGUGCAUUCCGCCCGCGACAGGCACUCGGCCAUGUCGGUUCCCGCCUUCGCCUCUGCUCAAGAUCUGCGGUGCCUCGACCUGGAGAAGGAGGCCGUCGAGGUCCUCGCGGAAUGCUCGCCCCGGGGUGUCCUCGACGACGGUCUGAGGUGUUUGGACUCGGAAACGACCUCCAAGGCCAGCACUUCCUACACGGAGACCCAAAUGAUUCGAAGCAGCUUCGCGCUGUGGCACGGCUUCUUUCGGCUGUGGAAGCACAAGUCCAUGAGGCGCCUCUCGAGCUUCCCCCCCAUCGGGUUCCGGAAGCGGUCGAGGAGGAGGAGGAGCAACAGGGACUCUCGUGUCCCCAUGCCGGACUCCACCUCGGCUGCCGAUAACGAGUCCUCCUCCUUUAAGCCCACUUGGAGGAACUUCACCAUUUCGGAGCUUGAAAAGGCCACCAACAAUUUCAACUCUGAGAACAUGAUAGGGAAGGGUGGCUCUGCCGAGAUCUACAGAGGAUGUCUGGAAAAUGGCCAGCUUGUAGCAGUCAAAAAGAUCACCAGAGGAACAACAGAAGAAAAAACUCACAAUUUCCUCUCCGAGAUGGGAGUUCUUGUCCAUGUAGACCACCCAAACACUGCCAGAUUGAUCGGAGUCGGAGUCGAAGGAGGCAUGCACCUUGUUCUUGUCCUCUCACCUCAUGGAAGCUUAGCAAACCUUCUUCACGAUUCGAAAGACAAACUUGCGUGGGGAAUACGAUACAAGGUCGCCGUAGGGACAGCCAACGGACUCGAGUACCUCCACGAGAGGUGCCACAAGCGCAUCAUUCAUCGAGAUAUCAAGGCUGCGAAUAUACUGCUCACCGAGGACUUCGAGCCACAGAUAUGUGAUUUCGGCCUCGCGAAGUGGCUGCCUGACGAAGUGACGCAUCACACAUUGCCAAGCUUCGAAGGCACAUUUGGAUACCUUGCUCCCGAAUACUGCAUGCACGGCGUGGUCGAUGAGAAGACCGAUGUGUUUGCUUUCGGAAUCCUGCUGCUUGAGCUCAUCAGCGGACGCAGGGCAGUGAACUCUUCGCAGCAAAGCUUGCUGAUGUGGGCGAAGCCAUUGCUCGAGCAGAACCGCAUCAGGGACCUCGUCGAUCCGUCUCUCGGUGACUCUUACGACUCCAAGCAGAUGGAUCGAGCAGCAAAGACGGCGUACAUAUGCAUUCAGCACUCAUCAGUUCUGCGACCUCGCAUGAGUGAGGUUCUAAAGCUAUUGAGUGGAGGAGACGAAGGCCGAGCUGAGAACGGAAGAGCGCUUCACAGGUCGUUCUUGAGGAGGACAUACUCCGAGGAGAUCUUCGAUGCAGAAGAGUAUAAUGCGACGAGAUACCUGAGCGACAUUACUCGGCACAAGCAGAUUGCUUUCGAUUUCUAGGGGGAGGAGGACACCUGCCCCUGUGCAGGGCCUGAGGCCAUGUUCAUCCAUGUCGAUUGCAUGCUGGGCUUGAGCAACUGUGUAUAUAUAAGAGCACUUAUCGAAGGUUAAAAGUAGGAUGGCAAA
Musa acuminata AAA Group (dessert banana) is the source of this 1993-nucleotide messenger RNA. RefSeq names its product receptor-like cytosolic serine/threonine-protein kinase RBK2. Gene Ontology annotation, biological process: protein phosphorylation. The transcript has 9 exons. The record is from RefSeq and is a predicted model, not a curated record. Bases 389 to 1867 code for a protein of 492 amino acids. NCBI's taxonomy places the organism in Eukaryota, Viridiplantae, Streptophyta, Magnoliopsida, Zingiberales, Musaceae. Gene Ontology annotation, molecular function: ATP binding; protein kinase activity.